CAGUAAGGAAACGGUAGGUGAAGUCUGAGUUGUUAGUUAAUUUGCUUCGUUUUUGGCCCAAUUUUAGGCCUAGACUUUAGCAACUCGGUUGCUUUUAAAAAGAUGAAUAUGUAGUGAUCAAAGUUUUGGUUUUAGCAAGGACUAACUUGGAGAAUAAAAAUGACAUGGAUUUCCACGCUUUUCGGGUUAUCAAGACGCAACUAAUGAUUACGAUUUGAAAAAUUAUAUAGUACGAACUAUGUGUGAAGCGUAAGAAUAUAUUAAUUUCAAAAUUACGUUUUGUCACGAUAGUGGCAAAGAACGUAUGCUUUUAUUUAAAAUGGGUAGAUCACGCAUAAUGAGCAGGCUUUCUUUUAAUUUGAUGUCCCGUGAGCCAAAACAGUGAAAUCGUCAUACAAUCAUUGUCGAUUUUCACAAACCAAUAACUGAUCGCUAACAGCACUGUUACAAGGCAACACAGAUUUACCCGUAAGAACGGAACGAUCAAUGUGCUCGACGGCUCUUGUCUUUAGGUGUUCUCCAUAUGCAUAUGUACUUUCAAAAUAAUAAAAUGAUAAAAAAAAUCUAUAUUAUAAUGCCCGUAUACGUCUGUCUGUCUGUCACGCAAAAUGGUAGCUUAGCUGCGCAAUAGCGAGAAGCACGCAAUGCGGUAUAAAAAGGACGGGCGAGCCAGUGGAUUUUCCUCGGGCUAACGACUAGUUUAUAAUAAAAAGCAAAUCUAAAGAGCAUUUGAAGAUAAAACGCAAAGCCAUUUUGUUUUGUUUGCGUGAGAUUCAAAAUUUAAUUUCUUCUUUUAUCGUGAUGUUUGUAUGAUUCAACAAACUUUACUUGAACGUGUAAUGUAAACAACAGAUGGGUAAACAAUCGAAAUUAAAAUUGACCCAAACCCUUAUUCACCUUUUGAUGUGUUUAUUAAAAAAUAAAAAUAAUACGUAUGCUUAGGGUUAGGGUUACUGUCACCAAAUUUGAAAGAUUGUAUUAGCUACAUGAAGAUGAACAGUGUUUUUUUUCUUUUCGGAGUUGUACAUCUGGUAUACUCAAGAACAUACCAUGUUGAUGUCAUGAACAAGAAGCACGAAAUAUGUAAACAAUUAUCUCACUUUGUUCCUAAUUUAUGUGAUUAUCCAACAGCUGCGCAAUAUUGUUUUGGUUUGUGCGGUGGAACAAGAGAGCUUUUGUCUUGCGGAAAACGUCCACCACUCGGCCGACGAGUUCGUCGAAUAGUAGGGGGUGUAAAAAGCAGACCAGGAGAAUGGCCCUGGCAAGUCAGUCUACGAUUGAACGGAACGCAAUGGUGCGCUGGUGCGAUUUUAUCUGAACAUUUUGUACUGUCUGCUGCCCAUUGUUUUGACGCUGGAUAUUCGAGCAUAAAUCCCGCAGAUUGGCGUGUUCAUGCUGGCGAUCAUGAAUUGUUAGCCAAAGAUAAAUUAGAGCAAGAAGUUAGAGUUCGAAAGAUUAUUCUACAUCCAAAAUAUAAUUACAGUGUCCAUAAAACAACACAGAAAUAUUGGGGAGUCCUUCAUAACGACGUCGCCAUAUUACAGCUAAAAACUGCUAUCAAACUGAAACAUUCCAACAAAGCAGCCAUCUGUCUACCAGACAACCAAAAAAUAAUUCCAGAUCUUUAUGGUUGUUACGCUGUUGGUUGGGGACACACUUCAUAUAACGGCACGCAACCUGAUGAAUUGCGUCACGCAAAAGUUUAUACGGUACCGAAUUCCAUCUGCAACAGCGAGGUCGCUUAUAACAACACAGUGAAUCCAAAAGAGUUGAUCUGCGCUGGUUAUAAAGAUGGCGGCAUAGACGCGUGUAAUUACGACAGUGGUGGAGCACUGGUUUGCAACAAGAAAGAUCGUUGGUAUGCGACUGGAAUCGUAUCCUCUGGUUUUGAAUGCGCGAGACCACAUUCGUAUGGUUUAUAUACUAAUGUAGCAGAGUAUAAAGAAUGGAUCAUCGAGAACAUUCUAUUGAAAGCAGAAUAAUGAGCUGUCCAAUAUUUACGAAAAGAAUACCUUAUAAAUUUUUAGCAGAAUGAUCCAUGAAA
Messenger RNA from Hydractinia symbiolongicarpus, 2044 nucleotides. RefSeq names its product transmembrane protease serine 11B-like protein. The transcript has 6 exons. Gene Ontology annotation, molecular function: serine-type endopeptidase activity. The coding region runs from base 987 to 1982 and encodes 331 amino acids. The record is from RefSeq and is a predicted model, not a curated record. Lineage: Eukaryota; Metazoa; Cnidaria; Hydrozoa; Anthoathecata; Hydractiniidae. Gene Ontology annotation, biological process: proteolysis.